Molecule: messenger RNA, 294 nt
Organism: Eruca vesicaria subsp. sativa (arugula)
Lineage: Eukaryota; Viridiplantae; Streptophyta; Magnoliopsida; Brassicales; Brassicaceae
Source: the annotation of a GenBank genome assembly
AUGGAGAUUCCGAAAGUCCAAAGAGACAAAUCGUCAUCUAGAGACUCGGACUUACACGUUGUUACACUCAUUUCGUGUUCAUUUCUUUCGUCCCAGACGUUUCGAAACCACAUUUCAUCUCCUUUAAGAUACAUCUUAACUCCACUGAGGCUCAUCAAGGACGCCACCGCUUUCAAUAAUAUCAUCGUCACAGUCCCACAAGAAUGGAAACUUCACAUUUUGUUCUUCGUGAUCUCAAGGCGGGCGAUGUUCUUCCACGGUGAAGAUCCGAUUGCUGAGAUUGUGGGAGGCUGA